Messenger RNA from Paramecium primaurelia, 1026 nucleotides. The record is from the annotation of a GenBank genome assembly. NCBI's taxonomy places the organism in Eukaryota, Ciliophora, Oligohymenophorea, Peniculida, Parameciidae.
AUGUAUAAAUUAAAUACAAUACAAGGACAUUCAUUUUUUAAUUUCUAGGCUCCAUUAAAUUACUUUUCAAAAAGAAAACUCUUUUAACUGGCUAAUGAAAUAAAACCAAGAAAAAGAGAUUCUCUAGGUAGAGUAAUACUUUCCUCAUCUCUACCAAAAGGAUUCUGGUUUAGAGAUUAUGAUUAAGUUAGAGUAGUUAAUAAAAAAUUAAGAGAAAAUCGUCCUAAUAAUCAUAGAAUACAGAAUCCCAUUUAUUUUAAGAGAAAAGAUAUUCAAGAUUAUUUAUUACACUACACAAAUAAAGCAAGUACACCUGAUCCAUCUAGAAAAUGGAGAAAAUAUCGUAAUUUAAUAUUAGAAAAUAAUAAUCAUGUUUAAAUGUCAAGAGAGUAAAUAAAAUAAAAAUUUUAAGACACUCUUAAUUUAUUAAUUCCUAAUAAAUAAUCAUCUCCUCCAAAAAGUCAACGUGGAUCAUUUAUGUAUUCGUAAUAAUAAUAAUGUUUAUUUGAUAUUCGAACAAGUUAACCAUCCAAAAUUAAACAUAUAAGUAGAUAAGUAUCAAAUAGAAAAGACGAUAGUGUAGGAUCAUUAGAUAGACAUUUUUAAGAUAUUAAUUGUGAAUAAAGCAAUUUUAAUCAUUCCUAUAUACAAGAUAAAAUAAUUUCAUCAAAUUAAAUUACUCCUAGAAAUAGAUUCUUCAAAGAUUGUUUCAGAUUAUAUGGAAUAGAUUCUUAAAUAUAAGCACCAAAAAAUAAAUUGAUUUUUACUGAUUCUGUAUAAUUAGUAGAAUCUUUGGAGACUAGAUGUGAUAAAAAUGAAGGUAUUUAAAGUUAUCGUGAAAAAUCUAAUUAAAAGUAGAAUAAUUUAUUAAAUUUAAUUAAGAAGUAAAGAUAAAAGAAUUUAUAAACUAAUAAGAUAGUAUCUCCAAAAUAUACUAAAUUAAACACAUCAAACCAUAAAGAUAAUAAAAUUGUUAAUAUUUAUUUUCCAUCUCUCAAAAAAAUUAAUGUAAGAGAUCUUUCUUGA